Trichoderma aggressivum f. europaeum is the source of this 2214-nucleotide messenger RNA. Its product is annotated as CAZyme family GH31. Bases 1 to 2214 code for a protein of 737 amino acids. The transcript has 4 exons. Lineage: Eukaryota; Fungi; Ascomycota; Sordariomycetes; Hypocreales; Hypocreaceae. The record is from RefSeq and is a predicted model, not a curated record. Gene Ontology annotation, molecular function: hydrolase activity, hydrolyzing O-glycosyl compounds; carbohydrate binding. Gene Ontology annotation, biological process: carbohydrate metabolic process.
AUGACAAAGUUCAGGGAUGGCAUGUGGCUUCCCAUAGAGGGGAAGAGGACGGAAUAUGCAGAGGAUGUAUAUGCCAUCACAAAGCGGGAGGAUGGUCGAGCCCUAUCAUUACUGUGUCCGACAAAGCACGUUCGCUCGCGGGGUGAUACUCUAAACCUGCCUACUGUGACACUUGAUAUUGAAGCCGUUUUUGAUGGCGUGAUUUCUGUUGAAGUCACUCACUGGUCUGGAGCUGCGAAGAAAGGGCCUGAUUUCGAUCUUUUCCCCUCAGGAAAGCCUCAGGACAAUGCUAGUAUUUCCGCGUCAGACAAAGGCACGACGAUUGCGUCAGGAUCUCUCAGCGCCACGAUUCAUCCUGACCAACAUACGUUCGAUAUCCGCUUCCAUGCAACAGACGGAUCCAAGACUCUAACUUCAUUACUAAACCGCAGCGUGGGUUUUGCCUAUGGUCCAGCGCCCAGCACCCCUCUUCAGCUUGAUGAUAUGAGAAACUUUGAUCACUACAUAUUCACGCAGACAACGCUCAGCGUGGGUGAAACUGUACACGGACUUGGUGAACGUUUUGGCGCAUUCAACAAAGUCGGUCAGAGUAUAUCUCUAUGGAAUUCGGAUGGCGGUACAAGUUCUGAACAGGCCUACAAGAACGUAUCGUUUUGGCUUAGUAGCCGGGGAUAUGGCGUCUUCAUCGAUACCCCAGACAAAGUUGAUCUGGAAGUUGGAAGUGAACGAUCAAGCCGUGUACAAACCAGCGUGAAAGGUCAGCGUCUCAAAUGGUACUUGAUUUACGGUCCCUCGCCAAAGGAGGUUCUCUAUAAAUACACCACUAUGACUGGCAGAGCGGGAGGAGUUCCGGCUUGGAGCUUCGGUCUCUGGCUUUCUACAUCAUUCACAACUAGUUACGAUGAGAAAACCGUCAGCUCAUUUCUCGAGGGCAUGGCAGCUCGUGAUAUUCCGGUCGAGGUGUUUCACUACGAUUGCUUCUGGCUCAAAGCAUUCCACUGGUGCGAUUUUGUUUUUGAUACGGAAAUGUUUCCAGAGCCUGCAAACAUGAUAAGCCGCCUCAAGGCCAGCGGCCUGGUCAAUAAGGUAUGCGUCUGGACGAAUCCAUAUCUCGGCCAGGCUUCGCCCGUUUUCAAGAUGGCAGCAGAGAAAGGCUAUCUAUUAAAGAGAAAGAACGGUGAUAUCUGGCAGACGGAUCUGUGGCAAGCGGGAAUGGGAAUUGUGGAUUUUACGAACCCUGAAGCUACAAAGUGGUUUGUUGGCUGCUUGGAAGCGCUCUUCGAUACCGGUGUCUCUGCCAUUAAGACAGACUUUGGCGAAAGAAUCCCGGUCAAUGAUGAUAUACAGUGGCAUGAUCCAAACGUGGACCCGUCAAGGAUGCAUAAUUACUACUCCUUCAUCUACAACAAGGUGGUGUAUGAAGCUCUACAGAAGCGCCAUGGCAAAUCUGAGGCCGUUGUCUUUGCAAGAGCAUCGACGGCAGGCUGCCAAAGAUUUCCUCUACAAUGGGGAGGAGAUUGCGAGUCGACUCCUGAAGCAAUGGCCGAGUCACUUCGCGGCGGCCUGUCUCUUGGUCUCUGUGGAUUUUCCUUUUGGAGCGUGGAUAUUGGAGGCUUUGAGGGCUACCCAUCGCCGUGGAUAUACAAACGAUGGGUUGCAUUUGGCUUAUUAACAUCACAUAGCCGCCUUCAUGGCAGUAACAGUUAUCGUGCUCCCUGGACGAUUGACAACGAUGACCCGGGAGAACAGAGCUGUUCGAAGACGUUGGCAAGAUGGACUGCUUUAAAGGCCCGCCUCAUGCCUUAUUUGUAUGCUCAAGCGGCAGAAUCUAUUGCAGGAGGCCUUCCGCUAAGUGUUCGCGCUAUGUGCUUAGAGUUUCCGGAAGACCCGACAUCAUGGUAUCUCGACCGCCAAUUCAUGCUUGGGUCCAAAUUACUGGUGGCUCCAGUUUUUGAAGAGACUGGAGAAGUCGAGUUCUACUUGCCCGAAGGUCGAUGGACGAAUUUCUUCACUGAGGAAGUAAAGUCCGGACCCAGGUGGGUGAAAGAGAAGCACGACUUUGACACACUUCCACUCUAUGUCCGCGAGAACACUAUUUUGGUCCUGGGCAAAGAAGGCGAACGGCGGACGGUAUACAACUAUGUUGAGGACGUUGAAGUUCGUUCGUAUCAGGCCAGCACUGGAGAGCGAGAAGAAGAGACGAGUGAUAGUUGA